Messenger RNA from Stegastes partitus (bicolor damselfish), 1422 nucleotides. RefSeq names its product transmembrane protein 196 (gene tmem196). Lineage: Eukaryota; Metazoa; Chordata; Actinopteri; Pomacentridae. The record is from RefSeq and is a predicted model, not a curated record. The transcript has 5 exons. The coding region runs from base 212 to 751 and encodes 179 amino acids.
UUUUUUGUUUUUUUUAGUCUCUUCUGCAACUUCCCUCUCGCCUCACCCUUUCUCCUUGGACUUACUUGCUCGGAUAACCUCUCUUUCCCAGCCGGGGAUGAAGCGGUAGAUCCGCGCCGCCCUCGGAGCACCGAGACGCGGGACUCCUCUCCGUCUCUCUCUCUCUGUCGCCGCCUCCUCCUGCUGGAGCUGGAGAGAUGCCCGGGGCAGGAUGUGCUCCAGCCGCAAGAUCCUGUGGAGCCUGCUCCUGCUGUCCUUGGUGGAGGUGGGCCUGGGUGUGGCGAGCAUCGUCCUGGGAGCCGUGGGCAUCAGCUGGGUCCGGGGCGAGCGCAAGCCGCAGCAGGGCGACGCGUCUCCGGUGUGGAGUGGACUCUGUUUCCUGGUCUGUGGGAUGUGUGGAGUCCUGUGCGCUCGAAAGAGGACGGGUCUUAUCAUGAUCCUUUUUUCAGCGUGCUGCAUCUGUGGUCUGAUUGGUGGGAUCCUCAACUUCCAGUUUGUUCGGGCGCUGAAAGAACGGCACGACUCGCUGCACUUGGCUGCAAUGACGCUGGCCUGUCUGGGGAUCUCGUCCUGCACCUUAUCCACGUGGCUGACCUGCCGCCUGGCCAGCUCUGAGCAGCAGAGGAUGUUCCUGGAGAGGGAGCACUCGCUGCACCAUUCACAUGAGAUGACAGAGAAGGAGAUCCUGGACAACUCCAGUAACGGCAUCCCUCAGAUCUCCUACAACGGACACACAGCAUCGUCACCGUGACGACGUGGCACUGAAACAGAGACACUUACUGCUGUCAGACAGCAGAUACAGCUUGAGCUUCACUCCUCUACAUAUCCUGCAGCAUUUAACUGUGUCCUGACCGCAGGGAGUGAACCAGGCGACUCGCCUCGGAACCACUUUUGUCUGCCACUGGAGUCAGACGGACGGCAUGAGGAGGCCGUUUGUGCUUCUGAAUUAUUAUGCAAACACGGGUUCAGAGACCCUCUGCUAAACUGAAACCAAAGCCGGGAUGGUGAGCUGCCGUUUGGGUGACAAGUCAGGUGACGAAACGUCUCCGUGACGUCAGCCGAUCCUGAAGCUAAUGAGGACGAAGGAUAGAUGUUAUCCUCACAGAUCCCUCAAAGUGAUGAGCACAAACCAAGCAUGCAGCGGAUUCAUUUGUUUCGAAGAGCUACUGCUAUUUCAGUCUCAUUGUCCUUCUUCUCUUUCUCUCUGUCUUGUUAUUGGUUAAUGGAAUGCGGAUCCUGAGAUAAGCCUACAGUAAACUGUAUGUAUCAUGUGAUAAUGGAAUGCUUUGACAUGAAAAUACAGUGAUGCGCAAUAUACUGUACUGUAUAUCCAUGCUUGUAUAUCAGGUAUCUAUAAAUCAGACAUAUUUUUAUAAUGCUUCUUAUAAAGUGAAUUAAAGUAUGACUAAUCUGACAGAUGGA